Octodon degus (degu) is the source of this 1120-nucleotide messenger RNA. Its product is annotated as gap junction alpha-1 protein-like. Lineage: Eukaryota; Metazoa; Chordata; Mammalia; Rodentia; Octodontidae. Bases 11 to 1120 code for a protein of 369 amino acids. Gene Ontology annotation, biological process: cell-cell signaling; heart development. The record is from RefSeq and is a predicted model, not a curated record. Gene Ontology annotation, molecular function: transmembrane transporter activity. The transcript has a single exon. Gene Ontology annotation, cellular component: connexin complex.
UUCAGGCAGCAUGGGAGACGGGAGCACCCUCAGGAAGCUCUUGGACAAGGUCCAGGCCUACUCCACGGCAGGGGGCAAGGUGUGGCUCUCUGUGCUGUUCAUCUUCCAUAUCCUGCUGCUGGGCACGGCAGUGGAGUCGGCCUGGGGUGACAAGCAGUCAGCUUUUCGUUGUAACACGCAGCAGCCUGGCUGUGAGAAUGUGAGCUAUGACAAGUCCUUCCCCAUCUCACAUGUGUGCUUCUGGGUGCUGCAAAUCAUCUUCGUGUCAGUGCCCUCACUGCUCUACCUGGCUCACGUCUUCUACCUGAUGCGAAAGGAGGAGAAGCUGAAUAAGAAGGAGCAGCAGCUCAGGGUUGCCCAGAUGGAUGGUGCCAAUGUGGAGAUGCACCUGAAGCAGAUUGAGAUCAAGAAGUUCAAGUACGGCAUCGAGGAGCACGGAAAGGUGAAGAUGCGUGGCAGCUUGCUACGCACUUACAUCAUCAGCAUCCUCUUCAAGUCCCUCUUUGAAGUCUCCUUCUUGCUAAUCCAGUGGCACAUCUAUGGCUUCAGCCUCAGUGCCAUCUACACCUGCAAGUGUGACCCAUGUCCCCACCAGGUGGACUGCUUCCUGCCACACCCCACCGAGAAGACCAUCUUCAUCAUCUUCAUGCUGGUGGUAUCCCUGGUCUCACUGGCUCUCAAUACCAUUGAGCUCUUCUACAUCAUCUUCAAGGGCAUCAAGGACCGCAAGUGUAGGAGCAAACCCUACUACCCUGCCAGUGGCCCCCUGAGCCCCUGUAAGGACUGUGGUUUCCCCGAGUAUGCCUACUUCAAAGGCUGUUCUUCACCCACUGUGCCACUCUUGCCCAUGUCCUCAUCUGGUUACAACCUGGUGACCAGGGACAGGAACAAUCAGACCACUGAGCAGAACUGGGCCCAAUACAGAAUGGAGCAGAACCGCACAGGUCAGUCAGGCAGCACCAUUUCCAACUCCCAUGCCCAGCCCUUUGACUUCCCCAGUGACAACCAGAAUUCCAAAAAGAUCUCCACGGGACUUAAACUCCAGUCCCUGGCUAUUGUGGAGCAGCAGCCAUCCAGCAGAGCCAGCAGCCAACCCCAGCACAAGGACCUGGAAAUCUAG